AGUGAGUUACGACCACCAGAUUGUGCAGUUGUUUUCGUGCGACUGCGCUGGCCGACGGGCUUGGCAUCUGACGAGAGGAUCAGCACUGUGCACCUAAAGCUUUCGUCGGCCUCCAAAGAGGUAUUCGAUGCAAGUGGGAAGUAUCCGACGGGCGUGCUGCAAAUUUCACGCGCUGACCUUGGCGCUUUCGACGAGUGUCUGGAGACGGUGGUGAGCGACAGCUCUGGGAAUGUAGUCUCAAAUGGCCAGUACUGCAACCUCGAGUUUACAAUAAAGAAGGGCUACAUCGGAGAAAAAGAGCUGGAAUAUUUUGAAUCCAUUUUCCAUCGAAAGGCUUAUGAAUACAGAGCGUUAUUUACGGAGACUGAACUACCAUUUCUUCGCAUGGGGCUAUGCUUUCUCAAUGACUGCACACAGAGUGACUUACAAUCGCUAGUGGACACAUUGAAGCCUUCUUCAGUGGAGAUUCGAGUGGAAAACUGCGUAACUGCACAACCUGAGCCAUGGAGUACAAGGCAAAUAGCAAUUGUAGCAUUCCUGACUGUUCUAGUUACUGUAAUAGCCGGGGCCACUGCUGUCGACCUUUACAUGGGUUCGAAGCCGAAAGCUGCGCAGAAAGGUGGUAUCCUACUAAGGGUCAUCGUGGCAUUCUCGGCUGCGACCAACACGCGUUCAUUGUUCCAUGUGGCCGACAGGACCAACCCAGACCAAUACUCCCUGAGCUUCUUACACGGCAUACGUUCCAUCUGCGUGGGACACAUUGUUCUCGGUCAUUGCUACCAGGCACUAUCCCAUACUUGGGGACGCCUGCUAAACCUUAUGAUCGCUAUCGAACAAUGGGGAAUACACAUAGUCACCUCGGCAUUCGACAGCGUUGACACUUUCUUCUUUCUCAGUGGAUUUUUGCUGUGCCUUGCUAUCACAAAGCAAAAGAGGAGUGGACCCCUCGUAUUUCUAAUUGCAGUGAUUCGAAGGCUCAUCAGUUCAGAAUUCCAAGACCAACUUUGGGCCGUCCAGCGAGCCAAGGAAGCCGCACGGGAGCAGCAGCUCCCAGUGGCCAUCUAG
Dermacentor albipictus is the source of this 1065-nucleotide messenger RNA. NCBI's taxonomy places the organism in Eukaryota, Metazoa, Arthropoda, Arachnida, Ixodida, Ixodidae. The record is from RefSeq and is a predicted model, not a curated record.